Molecule: messenger RNA, 960 nt
Organism: Plasmodium malariae
Lineage: Eukaryota; Apicomplexa; Aconoidasida; Haemosporida; Plasmodiidae
Product: PIR protein
Exons: 3
Coding region: 1-960 (319 amino acids)
Source: RefSeq, a predicted model, not a curated record
AUGACAUCUAUGCUAGAGAAAAGUCAUUUAGAUUUAUUAUCUUCAAGAGAUUAUAGAGGUUUUGAAUCAUCAGGGGUCUAUUAUUGUUACGAUGAAGAAGAUAAAAUUAAACCAUUUAAAUCUCAAUUAAAUAGUUACAAAGAUAUUAAGAGUGUUGAAGAUAAGAUUCUACAUGCUUUAUGUUUCAUAUCUUUUUCUAAUAAUGAUAAUAAGUGUAAUGAACAAUGUCAUAGUUUGUACUACUGGAUAGGUAAUAAAUUAUUUAAUACAUUAUCAAAUGAAGGUUCGUUCUCAGAUAUUAUUAAAGUAUUUGAAAAUUGUUCAGAAAAAAUUGCUGGAAGGGAUAAGUGCAAGUGUGAUUUUUUUGGAAGUAUUAGUAAGGAGGAGUUUAAUAAAAUGAAGAUUGUGUAUGAAUAUUGUAAAUAUCAUGAUACUAUUGAGGGAACUCUUAAGUUUCAUAGUAAUUUGUGUGAUAGUGCAUCUAAAGUAUACCUUGAUCAAGCUACCAAUACAUAUAAUGAAGUGUAUGAAAUCUGUAAUUCAUCCAGUUCUAAGGGUUACUGUGCAGUACUUAAGAAACAUGUUCCUGAAUGUUUUAGGAAUAAGCUACGUACUUUGAAGUAUGAAAUAAAAGAAUAUCAUUCAGAAUCUAGUGAUUUGAAAAGAAUAGAUGAUCAUUUUCCUGGUGGAACGACACCUACAACUGGUCAAUCUACUUAUAAUAUAUCUCAAAUUUUAAUGUUGGUUGCUUUUCCUCUUGCAGGAAUUUUAUUUAUUAGCUUUAUUCUAUAUAAGUUUACUCCAAUUGUCUCCUGGAUAAAUACAAAAUUAAUAAGGAAAAAAUUAAUUAGACGUAGUCUAGAUGAUAGUCAUAAACAUGAAUUAACAGAAUACAUGUCUACACAUGCAUUAUCAAAUUUAAGGAGAAGAAAAGUAAAUAUAGCCUAUCACCCUGCGUGA